UUCUCCUCGGUUCUCCCCUUUUCUGCCUGCACAAAAGGGAUGAUAUUAUUAUCGGACCCCCCUGUAUAUAGGUGGGGUGACGACGCGUACGACUACGCUCCUGAAGCUUAGAAGUCCGUGACGGCCUGUGAUGACGAUGGACAGACGGGCGGAUGGCUGGUUGCCGUUCGUUGCCUACAUGCGUAGGUGUGUGCUGCUCCGGGUUAGAGAUUCUUUCGGACGCUCUCAUAUAUGAUACGAUAGUAUCGAUGAUCGCGCGUGUCGAACGAGCCAUUACGCUGCCACUACUCGCGCGUCAGCGUCAGCAGCGUGUAGAAUAACGGAGUGUGCGCGAGUGCAUUCGUCCGUGUGCGCCUUGUCUCGGAGCUGUGCGUGGAGGCGGAUACAUGUCAACCAACGGGAGCGAGCGUGGCUCUCUCUGCCACACCGCAUGUAUAAUACGUAUCUCUGUAUGCGUUUAUGUAAAUGUGAACGAGCGUGACAGCUUGGGGUUGUCAGUAAAUGCAUGCGUCGCCUUAAUCCAUUCAAGUGAUUGAAGUGUAUAUUCGUACCUAUUGGUUGAGAUACGAGCAAAGGACGGAUAUCGUAGAGAAAAAAGUAGUGGUGAGGGUAUGUGUUCAGUUAGACUUGGUUCAUCGCGAGCGGUUCAGUUGAGCAAUCGAAUCCCGAGUCGGUACACACGCGUGAGCAAGCGAACGACUGGGAGUGGGGGAAAAUUCAUCGAUAAGGAUGUAGAAAGGGAUCCGAGGUGGGGGUGGGAGACAUUACGAAAGGAUCAUCGCGAAACACAUUUACGCGGAUGAGCUUGUCGAUAAUUUGGUGCUUUUAAUCUUUGUUUGCUUCUCCGUGCAGCGAUAUCGUCGUCGCCAUCAUCGUCAUUAUUACCGUCAUCGUCAUCGUCAUCGUUGCCGUCAUCAUUGUUGUUGUCACAGCCGCGUUAUUCUCCCGGUCGGUAAAGGCUCUCCCAGAUUGCGUAGCGACCGCGUACUCGAUGACAUGACACGCGCAUCGGUGCACGCGACUCCAAGAAACGAUGCUCCAAGCUUCCCGGGCACCGAGUGCAAGAACGAAGCCAAGUGUAAAGCUGGGAAAUAUACACGCGCGUGUAUAUAUAUCUAUUUGCGAAAAUUUACGCGAAUGCAAGAGUGAACUCGGACGGGCUACUGCAUUACUACGUCGACGUGUGUAUGCGCGCACGCGCGCCGAUGCAUUUGUGCAUGCGUGCAUACACGUGCGUGCGCGCGCACCGCCUCCUGGUUCGGCUUUGUAUGUGUAUUGGUGAUUAUUUCUCUCUCUCUCUCUCUCUCUCUCUCUCUCUCUCUUUCUCCCUCAUUCCUGGCACGGCAGAGCCCACGCUGGAUAGGAAGCGAGCGCGUGUAAAGCAGUUGGUCGCAUGUUACGAGCAUCCCUACCUGCCCUAGGAGUUUUACUAUAUCGUCUCUCGUCUAUUUAUACGAUGAUCAUAUACGCGGCUCUGUUUCUGUUCCCUCCACUCUUCCCGCGCGCAUCUUGCGUUUUUCUUCCUCCAUCGUUCUCUCUCUUUCUUCCUCCUCUUCCUCUCUUUGGCAUGCAUUAAUUUCUUUCCCCCCACUCCUUCGUCUCUCUGGUAUAUCGGUAUUCCUUUCUUUUUCCCCCACUUCUCGUGCUCACUUACCUCCCACCUCCAUUCGGAUACACACACGCACACUUUUGCUUUCUUCUACAUCUUCUCCUCUUUCCCGCUUCCUCGCUUUUCCCCUCCUCGUGAGAGCACAUCUUUCUCUUUCUCCUUCACCUCCACUUCCACUUUCCGUCUUUUUGCCCCCGUAACGAGUUACAUCCACAAGUUGGUCGAGUCCGAGCAGAGUCGUGUCUCGGCGAUUCUAUUCCCCCCUCUCUCUCUUGCUCUCUUUUAUUUUUUGUCUCACGGAGCUCUUUUCGCCGUUGUACUCUUACGUACACGCGGAAUGCGCCGCCAGGAAUUCUCUCUCACAAUGGAUUUAUCGUGUUAGUGAAAGCGGCUUGAGCGUGUGUGUGUGUGUGUGUUUUCCCCGGCAGUCUCCCGAGAAGAACGGACGGACGAACGGAGGAGUGAGCGAACAAUAGUUGGAGGGAACGUGUGCGCGCGGGACUUGACUCCGAGAGCGAAAGCGCCCAGCGACCAGCAACCAUCGCCGAGUCCGAGUCGAGUCGAAUCAAGAUGGAGCUGCUAAACGCGUCGAGACCGCACGGAUCCAACACUACGUUUCUUCCUUAACGCCGACACUCGCUUCGUUCCCGCCGCCUAAAAGUCCUCUACAUUCUCGCCGGUGUAUUAUAAUUUUACAAUCUCGAAGAAACGACGCGCGAGGACGUUUAUGCGCCGUCAAUUCGGAUGGUUUUUGAUGAUUCUGUCUUUGGGCUAUCUUUACGCCGAAUACCCCGCAGUUUCAUCAUCAAAGUGCCAUUGUGUUUCGUUUUGCAUCUUCGCAGACUGGUACACAGCAGUGUGAUGGUUCACUCGAGUGCGUCGGCGAUUACGCUCUCUUUCUCGCUCUCACAUUGUGGGUGUAUGUAUGUAUGUGCACGGUAAUGCUUUUGCACGAUGCGAUUGAUCACGCUGCGGCGAGACCGUCGUCAUCGUCUAAAUGGAAAGUGCACUCGUGGUGUACGGGAUGCAAUUGAGCGAUGAAAUGGUGGUGCUCCUCUCCACGCUGAACGCCACGCCAGUUGUGGGCGGAUUUACCGAUCUGGAAUUGUCAGCUUGCUCUGUCAUUUUCGACGUUGCCCCAGACGAUGAGAUAUUCAGCGGAGACGCGAAACAAUUAAAGAGGAGACGACGACGACGACGAGUGUUUGCCUAAAAAGAGAAUUUUCGGAGGAGGAUGCUCGGCAGUUGGGGCUGGAAAGAAGAAUUGGAGUUGGGAGUGGGUACGACAGCCACGUUGCAAGAGAAACAGAGAAGAGAGAGCCCAGACUCGACGCAUCCUGUUCCUGACAGCCGGGUGCUGAGGUAUGCACCCAGCCGGUGUCACCACCCUCCCAACUCGCCACAUUUCAGCACGCAGCCUCCUCUCGACUGUACGGACUCGUGAGGUGGCCAAAAUGCUGACUGCUCACCCUGAGAUGCACGAGAAGCGGGACAGCCUCGGUGGCGGACAAUAUGGAGCAGGCGGGGGUGGUGGCGGCGCUUCGAUUGAAGAGAAAUCUAUUCCGGAACAACCCCCCCCGCCUCCUGUACCGCCGCAACGAGACCCGUCGGACCCAACUAUCAGCGCUAAAAAGCUUCCGAAGAAACGAAAGUUCGAUCCAUCCGAACUCGAGGAGAUGGACAAGACAAGUAAUGUCACCAGCAACAUCACCAGCAACAUGAUUAACAUACGCGCACCGGCAAUGCCGCUUGGCAACCAAUCGGCUGCUUUAGGUCAACAAUCGAGCUUACCACCUAUUAUCAACCGGCAAUCACCACAUGAGCCCGAUUGUUAUCAGGUAUCCUCACCUCAUUCGGUAGUAGUGUUAGGUGCUCCUCAAAGCAUAGCGGUAGAUUAUUCUCUUCGUGAGGAACCUUUACGGUCUCGUCCUCGACUUGCUAUUGAUCUCAGUGAAUGGCGCGACCAUAGAGUGUUAGCUUUAAAGGAUUCAUAUUAUUAUCCGGGUGUUAUACGUAAUGUUGUUCACGGUGAGAUUUUCAUCGAGUUCGAUGGCGAGAGGAAAUUGGUGCGUUAUAGUGACGUUCUGGGCGGGAGACGAUAUGACGUGAUAGGCGAUGCAAGCCCGUCCUUGGGACAGGUGACUUUGGAUACGAAGGUUUGCAUCAGGUGUCCGAUCGCGAAUAGUCACGUGGACGUGACCAAAGUGUUUGUAAAAGGGACAGUGUGCAAGAUAUUAACGAAGCCUAAUCGUUUUGUUGUAAAAAUAUCGCGGGAAGACGAUCAGAGUGAAAGCUAUGUUGUGAAACGUGCGGAUCUGCGGCUAGUACAACCUCCAUGGGCCGACGAGUUGGAGGAGGGUCUAGAAGAUUGCGAUCCUUCGAGGGUUGAGACGAUUGAUCAUGGAUAUCGCAAUACCACGGAAGCUCCAACAGCAGUGCCAAUUUUGCUCCAUCAUACUUCUCAUCACACGUCGCAUAUGUCAACUCAUAACGACACGAGUUAUUAUAGAACCACCGGUACCAGCCCCCUCAUGACUUUAGGCACUUCUGCACAUUCUGCCACGGCGUUAAGCAACGGCAGCCGGCCGUACGACGAUUUAGAAAGCGAGGAUGAUUUAGAUAGAGAAGACAUUACAUUUCCCUCGGACGCAGAUGCAAAAUUGUCAGGAAGCAGCAAAAGAAGCAGUAUGCAAAGUCGGGGAAGUACCAGUAGCCUAGUUGAACAACGUAGUAUAACGCCUCGUUCUCAGGCAGCCACACCCAGAUCUCAGGCGGCAACGCCACAUAGGUAUAAAAAGGGUGAUGUAGUGGUUACACCAAGCGGAAUUAGAAAGAAAUUUAAUGGGAAACAAUGGCGUAGGCUCUGCAGUAAGAAGGAAUGUAAUAAAGAGAGCCAACGAAGAGGAUAUUGUUCCCGUCAUCUUAGUUUAAAAGGAUCUGGUCUUAGAGGUCCGACAAACACAUUUCCUGGUAGUAAAAUGGAUGGUGAAGAGACGUCGAGAGAUUCUGAUACUUCGCCAAACUAUGGUGACAGAAGAAUAGCUGGUAGAUUUGAUCAAGAUGAAACUGAAGCUGCUAAUAUGCUGGUGUCUUUAGGAAGCUCCAGAUCGGCUACGCCAGCUUUCUCGUCACCAACAGGCCAGUCUUCUAUAUCUCCGUGCAUAAAUCAGUCACCAGUGCCACCAUUGGGACUCAAUCAGAAUGUGUUUAUGCCUAUCUCGAGUCCAGCUCAUCAUGCGACUCCACUGAUUUCACCUGGCGCUAAAUGGAAGCAUUCGCCCACGCAGUCGAACUUUUUAGUUCAAUAUCCACAACAAGUGAUAAAACCCGAACCGAAUCGAGUAGUCAGAUCGAAUCGAGCAGCUCCCGUCCCCACCAGUAUAGGAACGAGUGUGAUAAGAAUCUCUCCUGUAAAUCGCAGCAUGCAACCAGGACAGAAUCUGGCUCUGUCAUGGUCAGAGCAGAGCCCACCGCCGACGAGACAUCCCUCGGUGGUGACGUCAACGAUCGCUCAACAGCAACAACAGAGCAUAAUCUUACAGCAUGCGCUAACGUCAAGCGCCAACGAUUUUCACGCCAAUCAUGCCGAGAUGCCUGAACAAAGUCCGCAAUUGAUAAAACACUCACCGCAUUCGCCUCAUAUGCCUCUAUCCGCCACUCCUAUGCCGCAAAAUUUGACGCUUAUACACAACAAACCGCUGGAGCAGCCGGUCGAUUACGCACAACCGCCGCCCCAGGGCCCGCCGAUCUAUGUAAUGCAGCACGAGAAAAAGUAUCUUGUAAUAAAGAACAGCAUGGACAUGUCAGCAGCGUCGACGGGUACGCACAUGAGCAAUCAGGAUGACAAAUAUCGGCAGAGUUUGAUACCAUUGAACCAUUUAGGUCAACUGUCGACACCUACGUUGCAUCAAAUGCAGUGUCAACAGCCACCUCAAUCACCCGCUGUUUCAUCCGUCCACAUUGACAAACUGUCCGUUCUGCAACCUAUGAAUAAAGUGGGCGCGCAUACAACCGUGCAUAUGGACAUGCAGAGAAGUCAACCGCCACCUACCAGUGCUGUAAUGACUACCUCUACCACCGAGACAUCUAUUAAUCCAUCUACUCCGACGAGUGUCUUCCAGCAUGUAAUUGUUCAGCAGACUCCAAAGACGCAACCCGCCAGAGAGGAGAAUGCGAAAAACAAUGGUAUCCUCUAUGGCAGCCAUGAAGUUCCUCCUGCAUACCAGCCCCAUACCCCAUCAUUACUGAACAAUGCAGCGCACAGCUGGAAGCUUAAAAAAGCUUUUUCCUGGCAGACGGCAGUUUUGGAACAGUCAGAGGUGAGCCCUCCUCCCUCCGCUCUCAGCCCACCUUUAAGUGCACCUCCGAUUCCAAUCGGUAUGAGCACACCUGCUGAAGACGGCCCUGGCCCUGGUUCAGAUCCUAUAACACCUGCUGAAGAGGAAGACGAUGACGUUUUUGAAACGGAACCGACCCCAACCGCGGAAGUGGAAGCCAAUGCUAAUAAGAGACGCAGUCAAUCACUCAGUGCUUUGCAAUCACAGACUCCGCUGAAAGCUAAAGAGAGAAUACGACGGCCCAUGAACGCUUUUAUGAUUUUUUCGAAACGACAUCGCGCCCUCGUACAUCAACGUCAUCCGAAUCAAGAUAAUCGCACAGUGUCGAAGAUACUGGGAGAGUGGUGGUAUGCGUUGGGACCAGAAGAGAAACAAAAAUAUCACGAGCUCGCCUCGGAAGUGAAGGAAGCGCAUUUUAAGGCGCAUCCGGACUGGAAGUGGUGUAGCAAGGAUAGACGGAAAUCGUCGACGACUAGCUUCAAAGGAAACGAAGUCGGAAGGACAAAAUUAAAUAGUACAGGGGAGGAAACGGAUCCUCUUCAGGGUUCUUCCUCGGAUGAUCCAUUGGCGCUCACGUCCGCCGAUGAAGUAUCUACUCCGAUCACUAAUACAUUUAACGAAGUUCCCACUAACAUUGAGAUUAUGAAUCAGUCGCAUACACAACAUCGAAUUUCGGAAAUUUCUCUGCAAGUUGAAAACGCCGAAGUCGACAUGAAGCAAGACGACGAUGCAAAUGGGUCGGACGACGAUCAGAUGGUGAUUUGCGAAGAUCCCCAACCGGAAAUAGAUUUAAAGUGCAAGGAUAAAUUAACAGACAGUGAUAAUGACGUGCAAGAUAACGAGGACGCGGAGAAGAAGUGUUUCAAUCAAUCGCGAUUCUCGCCUGUGAGCGGUCAAAAGAGGGAAGUGAUCAACGUUAAACAGGAAAUAACCUGCAGACCUAAGCCGAUAAAAGCACGGAUACCCUCAACAAGUAUAGAGUCUACAACAAAAUAUCAUCAUACUUCCAUGGAUAAAGGCGGUACUGUAUCAGUUUUGUCGAGUACGUAUCCUUACCACAGUCCUGUCAAUCCAACAGGAGUGUCAGGGUUCCAACCUACCGGUGGUGCUUUCAUAACUAUGCCAAUAUCGCCAAAAGUUAUUAAGCCAGAACCGGUAAAAAGUGAACAGCAGUACAGCACUCAGUACAGCGUAAAUAAUCUUGUAAGCAUCCACACUGAGAACGGACGAAACGUACCUAAAUUUACAGCAGCUCCGGUAUUACAUACCAUUGGAUCGAAACCAGUGAUGGCGCUGUUGAAACAACAGCAGCCGUUGCAGUCUUUAGGCACUACUCUUCGCCCCCUUACUUCAACUAUCCCUCAUCAACCACCGUUCACUCUAACAUUGCUCGAUAACGAUUUGGUGGCUGUUUCCAAACCGCAGCAGGGAUCGCAGCAGUACCUUAAUCCAACACCGUCACACUCCAGCAUGUACGGUGGAUUUCAGAUACCUAUCACUGAUGCUGGUAGUCGCAACAACUCUAUACCCGUGCAAAAUUUAGUUUCUAAUAACAAGAUGGAGAUUCAAAGUGUGAUUGUGAGCAAGUCUUACCCUGUCUCGACAAAUUCCACCACGUCAACUUAUGGCCGAGCGACCGGCCAUUCCAUUGCUCGCCUCGCCGGAUCCGAAAAUAAUGAUAAUCAGCAGACUAUUACGAAUCACGCUCAGUUUUACGUCAGUAACAUAAAAACAGAGGACAACAAGGAAACCGUAAAUAUUGUUCUUCCCGCGACAAAUGAGAAACAUAAGCAACCGUCGACACCUCACACUCCGCAUGCAUCUCAAAGUAAUCAUGGAAGCAGUGAAUUGCCAUCGAAUAAGUCAUACACGUUCGACGAAAGCCAAGGCAAUGAUAUGGGGCCAAAUAAAGGCCCGUUCAUGCUUGCUCCGACUCCAGCACAACUCGGUCGAGCACCACUACAAAGGAGACAAUCAAUGGCAAUGCCUUCCGCAUCAACUACAGGAGACCACGGGCCAAUAACAACAUCUCAACAUUGCGAUAAUCGACCACAAACUAAUAUAUCUCAAACAAUAGAACAGAAUAUAACUGAGUCUCAUACUUCUCCUUCUCCUUCUACCAAGAAAGGCUCCUUUUUUAAGAAAAACGUAGAGGAUGGUAUGGACAGAGUUCUUGAACAAGUGAACUUUCAAGAAAAGUUCUCAUCGUUGCCAGAAUUCAAACCAGAGGAUAUACAGAGCCCGAGUGCGAUCAAUAUGAACAAUCCAAGUUCAUCUGGCCAUAGCAGUGUAGCUUCUGGAUUACAUUCACAAACAUCUAUGCAGAUGCCAGGUUAUCGAAAGAAAUCUGCACAAUCUGGACCUCAUAGGCCCACAAUGAAUGAGGAUGAAAUGGACUCGGACACAUCGAUAUCAGCCACUCCAAAAUCCACUUCGAGCGUCAAACUAACCGGUAACACAUUUUUCGGUCCGGAUUUCAAUGUUGACGUUUAUAGAGCCAACAACGAUUUAUUGGACGUCGAUGCCAGUUCUCCGCGAACGCCAAAAACUCCGGGAGGCGGUGGUGGAAGUGCUGUAGGAAUCGGUAGAAGCGACAACGAGCGUGGUCAUAGAAAGACAUUGGAGCAACGGAGACAUCUGGUCAUGCAGUUGUUUCAGGAACACGGUUACUUUCCAUCCACGCAAGCCACUUCCUCAUUUCAAGCUAAGCAUGCGGAUAUAUUUCCUACUAAGACGAGCUUGCAAUUAAAGAUUCGAGAGGUUCGGCAAAAAUUGAAAGCCAAUUCAACUCCGAGUGCUAAUAAUCUCGUUAGUCCAUCGCCAAUCUCAGAAUCCUCCCCUAUCAUAACUGGUCCAACUGCUCCUCCAACGUCGAUGGGAGCUCCACAUUCACUGCCUGUAAGCAGUAGUAGUGGUAGCUAGCACCCACAUGCCAACUGUGAUACUAUGCAUCCCCUUACUCCGCAACAUGAAUACAUUAUUAUCCUUUGAAGAGCUAAAUAUUUACUAGAAAAGUCGUUACAGUCGUGCAUACUCUCUUCGGGAUUUGUAAAGUACUGCAAAAGGCUUUAGUGCAAUUUUAGAUUUUGAUGAAGCCCUGCUGCGGGCUUGAUUUAACGGGCAUGCUGAGACGUGAUUGAUAUACAAGUGAUUUUAUAUAUAAUACCGAGAUAUGUGUGUGUAACAUUGUUAUAUAAUUAUUUAUAACUAUUUAUCGAGAUAUCAAUUGCUCUUGACCGAUAAGGAAGGGAAGAGAAUUGCAAACGUUCAAUAGCUAAUAGUUUGCAAUAUUUUGAUUUUGUUUAAAUUUGGCUUGAGAUGCGAGUCUUUAAAAAUAAUAAUAUGCAAAAUAUAGAUAAUGUGCACAUAAACAUGUGUUGAUCGUUCGUCUGAUCUACUAGACAAGAAUUUUAUUCUUUGAAACGAAGAAAGACAAUAUUGCAUUACAAUAUAAAUCUGUGGAUUGUUUAUAAAGAAAAUAAGAAUAAGAAAUAUAUAUGACGUUAUAUAUUUUAUUAUAUUAAGAAAUUGCAAUUCGCAUUUCACAUGAAAUUCUUAAAAUUGAUAUUUGUAUAUCAACACGUCUUGCGUGAUUCAAGAAGGGCCUAAGCCAUUGUUAAAUAUUGUUGAAAAUAUGAAAUAAAAUUCAUAAAGGAAAGAGAAACACGCAGAAUGAGAGAGAAAGAGAGAGACAGAAGAUUGGAACUGGAAGCAUUAUGGAACGUAGAAUUAAUGGAACAUUAUAAAAUAAAAUCAGAGUUUAUAUACUUUAGUUAUACUUUACAUAUACAUAUAUAUAUUUACAUAUAUGUAUGUAUACAUGUAUGUACAUGUAUAUAUUAUAUAGGUCGAAAAAACUCUCUCUAUAGAAUGAAAAAACUAUGAUAAACUGCACAAAAUUUAUGUAAUACAUCAUUCAUCUCAGAGAGAUGUUUAUUUCAUAUGUAAAUAUUACGAAAAUAUCUUGAAACAGAAAAUAUGUAAACAGUUGUAAAAUAUCUACAAUUCUCUAUCUGAAGAACUGUAAGAGCACUGUAUUCUUGAACCAUGUAUAUUAUAAUACAGGAGAUAAAAAUCGUGCCAUUGUGCGGUGACAAAGCGAAGGGAAUGCAUGCACUAUAAUUCCCUCAGCGAAAGAGAGAAUGAUUGUUAGAUAAAAAUUCUUGAUAUAGAUAAUAUGUAAUAUGUUUCCAACAUUAUUGAAAGUACUUAUACUACUGUUUUUUUAGAGCUUUGCUGAAAUUCAACGCGUUAAUCUAUAUUUUAUAGGUGUUUUAAAAACGGUCUUUUCUUUUUUUUUCCUGAAUUUUUUUUUUAUCUUUUUUUUAAUUUUUAUUUCUUUUCUUUUUUGGCCUUAGAUUUAAGUGCUUUUAUAAAGCAGGCCGUAUUUUUUUUUUCCCUUUUUUUUUCGGCCGUGACAAAUACACAUUUUAUUAUUAUUUUUAUUGUAUGCAUCAAGUACUUAACACAUAUAUGAAGAGAGAAGAUGUACUCGUUAGAAUUGAAAUGUCGUUAUCAAUUUUUAGUAUGACAAUUAUUAUACAAUUAUUAACAGUAGCAAUGUACUAAGAAAAAAAUCGUGUGCAUUUUUAUGAAAAUAUAAAUAUUUAUACUGUUUAUAAAUUUGUACAUUACGUUGAAUGGAAUCGUUGGAAUGUUGUUAUAUCAUAUAUAUUUUUUAAUUGAUUUAUAUUCUUUAUUACACGCAAAAAAGUAUAUCGUGUCAGUUUUAACAUCCUCUUUUAGUGAUCCAACGUUUCCACUUUUUUUUUUAUGUUAAAUCUCAAAGAAUUAUCGUGUCGAAUUUUAGCAAAGAUUGUUGAAUUUGGCUGUAAAAUAGAUUAUGUAAUUAGUGAUAUAAAAAAAAGCGCACCUUGACAGGUCUCGAUAAGUCUCGCGCCACGGCACGUAUACUGUAGUUAGAAUAUGAGAUACAUGUCUAUUCUACAUAUUUUGUAAAUAGAAUAUAUAUAUAUAUAUAUAUAUAUAAUGUGCUAACUUUAUAUAUAAGUAUAUACAUAUUUAUUUAUAUAUAAAUUUAGCAUAAAAUAUUUAGUAUAAAAUGGAGAUGAUAGAGAGAAUAUAUGCUAUUGUAAUUUGUAGAAUUAUAUAUAUAUAUAUAUAUAUAUAUAUAUAUAAUUAUACAUAAAAAAGCGCAGGCAGGAUUAAGUUUAGGAUAAUUGCAGAUUAUGGGCCUUUAUCUGUAGUGAACUCUUGUGCUCGGGACGGUCCUCCCACCCUUCUCCAAAGUUAAUCCUUUCCUACAAAGCGUUAGGAUAUAUUAUUGUUUGUAUAUAAUAUAAUUAUAUUAUAAUCCUCUUAUCUUUCGUUUCUUGAUUUAUUAUUUUUUAUCAAAUGUUAAGUGCACUAGUGGCAAACGGUAGAAUAGGAAGAGGGAAACUUAAAGCCUGGAUUGAUCCUGUUUGUAGUGCUUUCGUCAAAUUCUAACAUGUAAUUAAUGUCUCUAUUCUGUCAAUGUGUGAGAAUUCUCUUCAGAUUUAUAAUGCAAGCCAUUUUAAAACGGUUUUUAUAAUUGCGUAGCAAUCAAAGGAUAUUGUAUAAUUGUGAAAAUAUUCUAGAAUUACGUGUCAUUUAUGUCGCGUGAAAUACGUGCGAAAUCGUUUUUAUUUUAUUCAGCUGAAUUUAAUAAAAUACUCCAACAUGAAAUUCGCAGAAUCUUUUAAGAGAAAGAUAUUUUAUCACAAAAUAUAUUUUAAAUAUGAAUGCUCAAGUGUGCGUGUGCGCUUACGCGUGUGUGUGUGUGUGUAUGUGUAUGUGUGUCUCGCUCUUACUAUAUAUUUGUAUGAUACGUGUUUACAAGAUCUGUUCUAUGCAGAAUCUAACAAAUUUUGUCAAAUAUACCUAUCUGUCCGCAAUUAUUUACAAACUUCAAGCGCUUAUCUAUAUAUGUUUCAUUCUUCGUAAAGAAACGAUAAAUGUGUUUGAGACACGCAUACACAUCAUUCUUAGUUCUAGAUGAAACAGGAUCUAAACAGGGUUUGAAUAUCUCUCGCACUAGCCCAUUUCAAAGAAUUAAUUAAAAAAAAAAUAUAUUAUAUUUUGUACUUGCGUAAACUAGCGAACUACUUUCCAGUAUUUAUAAGAUUCUUGAGAAAGCUUUGAUAUAUCUUCUUCCCCCUUCAUUUCACAUGGUGAUGAAAUACGUUCCGUGAUUUAGCAGCCAUGAAUGUGACUGUGAUCUAGAAAAAAAAACAGAAGUAAAGUAAAAGUGGCAGCUA
Molecule: messenger RNA, 12185 nt
Organism: Cataglyphis hispanica
Lineage: Eukaryota; Metazoa; Arthropoda; Insecta; Hymenoptera; Formicidae
Gene: cic
Product: protein capicua homolog
Exons: 23
Coding region: 2974-8868 (1964 amino acids)
Biological process (GO): regulation of transcription by RNA polymerase II
Cellular component (GO): nucleus
Molecular function (GO): RNA polymerase II transcription regulatory region sequence-specific DNA binding; DNA-binding transcription factor activity, RNA polymerase II-specific
Source: RefSeq, a predicted model, not a curated record